This is a messenger RNA of Anopheles aquasalis, 4787 nucleotides long. RefSeq lists its product as uncharacterized. Gene Ontology annotation, molecular function: cAMP-dependent protein kinase inhibitor activity. Gene Ontology annotation, biological process: negative regulation of protein kinase activity. Lineage: Eukaryota; Metazoa; Arthropoda; Insecta; Diptera; Culicidae. The record is from RefSeq and is a predicted model, not a curated record.
AUCCGGGAGUUCGGUUGCGGUUUCGUGCGGUGUGGUGCUGGCGAUGGUGGUGCACAACAGAGGAAGAUAUCUCGCGGUGUGUUGUUUUGUGUUUUAUCUGUGUGUCGCCCUCCCCCCGGUAUAUCAUAUAACCGAUAUAGUGGCGUAGCGCUGCCUUUGUUGGUAGCCACGCAACGCCAUUCCCUGCCCACUACACGUAAUAUUGUGCACCCCGGAAUACGUCACCAUCGAAUCGCCCAUUUUCGUCCGCAACGCCACGGUUUGGCCUUGGGCCCGCGUAUCCGCGGAAUCGCGCUUCGGUGAUUGGCGAAGGUGAAGGUGAAGGCGGAAGCGCGCGCGUGAGAAAGAGCGACGCGUCAAUUGACGAAGCUCCCCGACGGGGGUGGUUCCGGGGGGUGGCUGUGACGGAAUCGCCGGCGGCUGCGGCUGCCGAUGCUGCUGCGUGAGGUAUUCGCAUUCUCGGCUCCUUCGUGCGUGCGUGUGAAGUACGUAGUUUCGCGCCGCUAGCGCCCGUGCAUUGCACCGCGCCCACCCAUCUGGCCCCCCAGCAUCCAACCGUAUCCAAACAGGCGGGGGUGAGGUGCCUCUCCGGUUGUGCGUUCACGCUCGUGUGUGUGUGUGUUUGUGUGCGAGUUUGUGAUUAGAGUGCGUCACUGUGCCCGUGGAAAGCCUGGGAUAAAUAAAAAGUGGAAAAGCCAACCCCAUCCACUACCGCGAGAUGUGGGCGAGGUAUUGGUGAAGCAGUGAAACAGUAAACAAGAUAUCCGGUGAAAAUUGCAUCGAAGCGGAGGCGCUCAACCACGGAGUGGAGGUGGUGGGAGUUGGUAUUUUUUUUAGUGGUUCCCGGUACGAGUCUGUGUCUGGCCGCCCAACGGCCCAUCAAUUGCAACGCUGAAAGGAGGAGACCAAUCCAAGCGACCAUUGGCGAAAAGUGGAUUCGGCUCACAACGUUGGGAGUAAAUUGAAGGCAUCUCCGUAUGAGGGAGUGUAGCGUUUAGUAUCGUGGGGCGUCAUCAUCGCAUCGCAAGGAAGGAAGUCGAAGCUUUUUGUGUUAAAGGAUUCGAAGGUGUAUCGCCGAGCUUCUUUGUCUCACCAAACAAACUGUAAAUACGCUUGGUGACAAUACUUUGGUCCAGUGUAAAGAGAAGUUGUGGAAAAUCGUGUAAAAAUGAAGGCAAACGGUACGCGUACGGUUGUGGAGCUAUCGAGGAGCAAAACCGCCAGCACAGUCGGUUACCACCGGCGAGACACCGAUAACCGCAUCCUCGGCGGAUCAGUAAAACGGAACCACCAACAGCUGCAACAGCAGCAACAACAGCAGCUGCUCGACCAUCAACAACCGUUUUGUGGCAGUACAUAUUCGUAUCAGCAGGUACAACAUGGGCAGCGAACGCCAGCGAACGAGUUGGAAGAACAUCGUCGGCCACCGACCAAGCAGCGCAUGUCGCUCCACUCUGUCGCGAAACCGAAACUAGUGCCACGGUUUACGCGCCUUCAAGUGUUAAGAAUUAUCAAAUUAGCGACGAUGGACAAGCUAGCAGAUGACCCGGCCGGUGCCAGUAUUCGGCAACAGGCGGCACCCGGUGGCGAAGGAGAGGGAGUCGGAGUCGUCGGAGUAAAGCGGGAAGGUGACGGACCGUCGGACGAGUACCAUCAUCAGUUCUACAACACUGGCCGGAUAGGGCGCCGAAACGCGCUGCCAGACAUCCUGGGGACACACUGCACGACGACCACGGCCGACCUUUCGUCGCAACUGGGAGCCCUCUCUACCUCCGAAUGUACCGGUAAAUCACCAGAAGAAGGAAACCUAGCACCAGCGAACAACGGGGCACAGCCGCCUACGACGACGGCAACGUAAGAGGACGUCAUGAGGAUGACCACGGCGGCUCUGCCAUCCACCAAUGGGCACGGGGACCACCGUAACUCAAGCUCGCUCGAUCCAUCAAACAAAGCUUCUCCUUCUUUACACUCUGUCCGCUAAGCCAAAGAUAAUUUUGUAAAGGGAUAGAGAGAGAGGCAGAGAGACAGAGAGGCAGAGAGCGAGAGACAAGCAAAGAGUCCGCGCGCGCCUGUGUGUGCGGCAGUAAAGGACAGAGUGAUAGUAGUAUAUCCUUGCAGCGGUCUCUGCUGCACCACGGUAGGAACAGGAGACGCGACAUCGAUGGCGAUGAGGUAUUGGGCUUCGAUCGACUACGAAGCCUUCUGCUCCGUGCGCUACUGCAGUAGGCAGUAGCCAUUCUGUCGACAGCCCUGAUUACCCCUUCCCGCCUGUCUGCACCGACCGAGACGAUUAUGUUGUCAACCAACAAUAAUACUUAUUACAUUGUGAUGUGAGCGAAGGGUGGGCCGGUAGUAUGCUACCCGGUCGAGUUGUAACGAAUUGACGAGGCUUGUUGUGAGGCCAAUGAAACGGGAGGGCGUCUGAGGACGAGCAUCAUCCGGGUUUAGUCCUUCGGCACUGUCAGCGUGCGAACCAGCGGAUGCGAUAUAUGUUACUAUUAUUACUACUCCUACCACUACUACUACCAGUUGCACACAUAAAUGCACACACAUAUACACAUACAUACACACAGACACAUUCACCACUAGCCACUAUAUGUUCCUUUGGCAGAUAUUUAGCAUACUCCGCGGCAGCCAGUGGUUGGAGAUUUACAUUGUUCCCUUGUUUUACGGUAACUUCCACGCCUGUCUGGCUAUUCUCAUCGAACCUGAGAGAAACACGGACGGGGCUCUCUGGUACGAGAGGUACAAGAAUCUAGCUCCCUAACAGUACAAACCCCAACACCCGGUCCCGGUUGAAGGCAUGUAAUGUUUGGUUCCUUUCGGUUUGCGGUUCUUCCAACGUGCGCAAACCGGUUAAACCGUAUCAGUAUAUCUUUUGUAUCCUUUACCUUAUGUUUCUGAAUUUAUCUCCAUUGGACGGAUCCUUGAUGGAGAACCGCUAGCGAUAAACUUAUAGUUUAAGUUUAGCGUAGAUGUAGAGAGGAGGGUUAAUUCUUGAAGAGAAAUACGGCCGGGAGGAAUGCUGUGGGCAAAGUUGCGGAGAGUGUUGUUGCAGCAGCUGCACGCUGUUGGCAUUGUCUAUUUGUUCCUUGAAAUUCCAAACGAAAACCAAACAAGCAGGGGACCUAGUGUUGUCCUGUGUUUCAGGAGUCUAAUUUUGCUGUGUUUAGUUGCGGAGAAGCUUUUGGGUUGUUCAUGUAAAAUCUCUCGUUUCCUCACUCAUCCCUCAUCUUUCCCUCAUCUCGUUCUCUGCCUUCUGUUCUUGCUCUCUCUCUAUCUAGCCAGUAAUUUAGCUAACAUUAGCAUAUUGCUUUGAACUGUGUAGCGGGAAGUAAGUGGUCGUCCAGAGUAUGGUCGAGUAUUGGCGGAGGGGGAUUAAUGCGAGUAUCGGUCGCAUGCCUGGCAGAUCUUUGAUGUGCUUUUGUUAAACGUAUUCAGUUUGAUUUAAGACCGCGAAGGGUUGAAGGCGCAUCGUUGGUUCUAAUUGGUGAACCGUAAACCGAACCAACAUUAUUAUGUGUAUGUGUGUAAGUGUCUCUAAGUAUAAAGAGUAUUUCCAUGUGAUAAUUAGACCAACAAAACUAGCAAAACUCACCUUGCCUAGUGCGUGACAGUGCCAGUGCGGUGUACUAAUUCAUCCAAUACUUUACUUAAAUGCUUGGCUCUCUAUCUUCUAACCGUGUACACCAUACGACGAGCUAACCAAAACACACACUCGCUCUUCCGCUGGCGCAUGCUAAAAUGAUAAUAUCGUUUCGUUCAUAUCGCAAGUUUGUGCAUAAGCCUAUCGAUUGCUUUGGUUCACUUUAAGCAAGCAAAUGCGCACCGUACUAGCAAAGCUUUUUUGAAUGUUGUCUAAAGAGUGUCGUAGAGCGAGGGGGGCAUGACCGUCGAGAAGAAAAAAACAAUGGUAGAUUAACGUUAACAGAAACUCCAGAUGACUGUGUAUAAGGGCUCGAAGUGGAAGCAGGUGGAGCAUACCGAUACUUGUCGAUUAAAGAAUGUUCAGGAAGGAAGAGAGAGGACUUGCGAUAAUAAGAGAGACACGAGAUGAUGCGCACCGGACGAUACCAAAAGUCAUUGUUAUUUAUGUGUCAAUUGUGAACAACAAAAAUCAAAGCAAACAUUGCGAACAGAAUUUGUAAUAUCGCGUACUCGUAGGCUAUAUUCUUGUAGAGCGAGCAGGUGAUUUGAAAUCGAAACCCCCGUUUCCGGUUGACGGAAAUAGAAGAGAAAGUGAUGGAGAGAAACGAGCAAGGAAGGUGAAACAAUUGUAAACCAAAUUUACAAAAAAGCUAUACAAUUAUAUUGGCAACGAUGUGUGAGUGAUGCGGGAUGCCUGGGGGUUAGAUAACAAUUGGGUGGGUGAUGUUGUAACAAACGAUUUGCACACGCGUAAGGCGGGAUCGGUGAGGAACAAGCGGGUGCCCAGCCCAAAACAAUAAACAUACAUUCGGUGUGAGUUUUGUUGCUAAUAUUAUAAAAAACAACACCCUUAUCUAUGCUAGCUCGAAAUGAUCGCUGGUAAAUUGAGCACCGAAGCCUGUCAGUUGGACGAUGCGUACGAGGGGAAGUGUCGCUAGAGCAGCAGCAGCUGGCGCUGUGUAUAGUACACAGCGGUAAUAAUUUAACCUUCGUUGACACCAUCAUUGAUUACACACGCAUUAAAUACACUACAUAGUUUGUGGGACAAAGUGUGUAUAAACUGUAAGAAGGGUCAUAUUUAUAUUAAAAGAACGGAAAAUGAUCGUAUGUAUUACUGACGAAUAAAAGAAACGUUUAUG